GAUCAACAUCUACUACGAGUCACUGGAUUGAUUCACCUUGUUUUCAUGCCAAGAUAUCUACUUCGGUCAAUUAAAACAAGAACGGUCAUCAUCCCUCGGUAUUAUGUUGGUGAUCUAAGCGCUGGGUGGUGGUAUAACUAGCACGAAUGCCAUUGUAACGUCGACCAAUUUUGCCUCUCACUCGCACACAUUCUCUUCCAAUAUGACCAUAGUCUCAAAUGAUCCCUCUUUGUGGCCAGUCAUUGAUGCAUAUCAUUUUUCUAGCUAUUUUGCAGUUGCCGCCUGUGUUGGAGUGACGUAUGACUGGACCCUUACGUUUGGACAAGAGGUCGAAUUGGUCUGGAGGCAACGUUGGUCCUUAAUGACAUUUCUGUAUUUCUGUGUGCGCUACCUUGGAAUCUUAUUUGCUGCCCUGAGCAUGUUUUACAGUCUUCCGACCAUCUUGCUGACAGAUACCUGGGUGUAUUGGUUUACUAACUUGCUGGAUUGGAUCAAUGUUUUGGUAUUUGCGAUGCUGUGGGUCAUCAUCAUCACUCGGUUGCAUGCCAUGUAUCAAGGAUCCAGAAAGAUCCUGAUAUUUCUUAUUGUCACCUUCCUGGCUGUCAACGUUUUUGACGGAGUGGUCGUCAUAAUGGCAACGAUGCAUAUGUCAGGGGAGGAAUAUAUUCUCUCCGGCUCUUAUCAGUGCCGGCUUAACUAUCCGGAAGAUGUCUCACUUCUGGGUUCCAUUGCUUGGAUACUCGCAACUGUGUGGGAGGUCCUCGCACUAUGUCUCGCAGUCUGGAUUGCUGUAAAACACUUCCGUGAGCUGCGACGUCAUUCGGCAGGAGGCAUUAUCGGGGACUGUUUCUCGGUGUUGAUCAAAACUCACAUGGCAUACUUUGCGAGCUUUGUUGCUGUUUCUUGCUUCCAGCUCAUUCUUAAUUUAUCUCCAACAAUCUUAGCGGACCUAUAUUCCUUAGAAGCUGAGACUCUUCUGGGCUUGCUUCAGAUUUCGACAGUCGUGCAGGCGUAUGUGCUGGGACCACGGCUGAUCCUUGGCGUUCGAGAAUACCACGCUAAGCUCGUGGCCAACUCUGACGCAGCAUCUGGAGGUCAAUAGUCGUCUGCUCUGUAGGAAGCAGGGAAAUUUGUGUCACGGUUUUCUCUCCAUUCCAAGCCUC
Molecule: messenger RNA, 1163 nt
Organism: Suillus bovinus
Lineage: Eukaryota; Fungi; Basidiomycota; Agaricomycetes; Boletales; Suillaceae
Exons: 15
Coding region: 203-1102 (299 amino acids)
Source: RefSeq, a predicted model, not a curated record